Messenger RNA from Helobdella robusta, 708 nucleotides. RefSeq lists its product as hypothetical. NCBI's taxonomy places the organism in Eukaryota, Metazoa, Annelida, Clitellata, Rhynchobdellida, Glossiphoniidae. The coding region runs from base 1 to 708 and encodes 235 amino acids. The transcript has 3 exons. The record is from RefSeq and is a predicted model, not a curated record.
AUGCUGCUGAUACGGACGUGGGACUGGCUCAUAGGCAAGUUAAACGUUAGCGUCGACCGGAAGUUCAUUUUCGUUACCGGAUGCGAUUCUGGAUUCGGGGAGGAGCUUUGUGUGGAGUUGGACAGGUUGGGAUGUCACGUAUUUGCCGGGUGUUUGACUGUGGAGGGAAUGGUUAACAUUAAGGAUAAGUGCUCCGCUAAAGUCUUUCCGGUUAAGUUGGAUGUUCGGGAUCAUGCCAGUAUCUUGAAUUACAAUUUUCCCCUAAUUCCAGGUCUCUGGGCCCUUGUGAACAACGCAGGCAUAUGUGGAGCAGUAGGACCAACACAAUGGCUGAAUGCAGGUGAUUUCAAAGAAGUCCUGGAAACAAAUCUGCUGGGAGCCAUCGACGUUACACUGAGCGCCCUACCGUUGCUGAAGUCUGAGAAUAAAUAUGAUUCGUGUAGGAUCGUUAACAUGAUCAGUGUUCUGGCGCACUUCCAUUCACCGCUGACCCUACCAUACACCCUCUCAAAAGCAUCUCUGAGUAUUUUCUCCAAAGUUUUACGAAUGGAGCUGAAGGGCAUGAACGUGCGAGUAUGCACAAUAGAGCCAGGAGCGCACAUAUCAAACUUCACAGACAGAACUGAAAUGUCCUUGAAACAAACUUGGGAUAGAUUGCCUCUUGUUGAUCAACUUCUAUUUGGCAAGCAAAAUUAUGAGAAAAGUUAG